This is a messenger RNA of Engraulis encrasicolus (European anchovy), 2944 nucleotides long. It is a transcript of the gene tktb, whose product is annotated as transketolase b. Gene Ontology annotation, molecular function: thiamine pyrophosphate binding; transketolase activity. The record is from RefSeq and is a predicted model, not a curated record. NCBI's taxonomy places the organism in Eukaryota, Metazoa, Chordata, Actinopteri, Clupeiformes, Engraulidae. The coding region runs from base 131 to 2008 and encodes 625 amino acids. The transcript is spliced from 14 exons.
ACACGCUGUCCCUUCGCCAAAAACGCGUUGGAGGGAGUGCGUGUCUGACAGGCCUUUGCAGUAGGACCGAAAGCAGAUUUCCAACGCUUCUAACAGCAAGCCGCAUAAGUUAAUCUGUAACAUAUCAAAAAUGAGCUAUCACAAACCAGACGAGAAAACCCUGCAAGGGCUGAAGGACAUCGCCAAUAAACUGAGAAUCAAUUCAAUCAAGGCAACAUGCGCAUCAAACUCUGGACACCCCACCUCUUGCUGCAGUGCAGCAGAGCUCAUGUCAGUGCUCUUCUUCCACACCAUGCGCUACAAGGCCGAUGACCCACGCAACUGCUGCAACGAUCGCUUUGUCAUGUCCAAGGGCCAUGCGGCUCCUAUUCUCUACGCUGCCUGGGCUGAGGCCGGCUUCGUCAAGGAGUCUGAACUCCUGAACCUCCGCAAGCUGGACUGUGAGCUGGAGGGCCAUCCCACCCCUAAACUGGAGUUUGUGGACGUGGCCACCGGUUCCCUGGGUCAGGGUCUAGGGGCAGCCUGUGGCAUGGCCUACACCGGCAAGCACUUUGACAAAGCCAGCUACCGUGUGUACUGCAUGAUGGGAGACGGCGAGUGUUCGGAGGGGGCGGUGUGGGAGGCCAUGGCCUUCGCCUCCUACUACAAGCUGGAUAACCUGGUGGCCAUCCUGGACGUCAACCGGCUGGGCCAGAGCGAGGCCGCCCCCCUGCAGCACGACAUGGACACCUACAGGAAACGCUGCGAGGCAUUCGGGUUCAACACGUAUGUGGUGGAUGGUCAUGAUGUGGAGGAGCUGUGCAAGGCCUUCUGGCAAGCUCAGCAGGUCAAAGGGAAGCCCACCGCCAUCGUGGCCAAAACAUUCAAGGGCAAAGGCCUCACCGGCAUCGAGGACAUGGAUAACUGGCACGGUAAGCCGAUCCCCAAGGACCGCGUGGACGCCCUGCUGAAGGAGCUGCAGGCCCAGAUCCAGUCGCCCAACAAGACGCUGACCCCAGAGGCCCCCCAGGAGGACGCCCAGGCAGUCGACUACUCCGCCAUACGCCUCCCCUCGCCCCCCGCAUACAAACUGGGAGAUAAGGUGGCCACCCGGAAGGCCUAUGGCGUGGCGCUGGCCAAGCUGGGGCAGGGCAGCCCCAGGGUGGUGGCUCUGGACGGGGACACAAAGAACUCCACCUUCUCAGACAUGUUCAAGAAGGCCCACCCCGACCGCUUCAUCGAGUGCUUCAUCGCCGAGCAAAACAUGGUCAGUGUUGCCAUUGGCUGUGCCACGCGUGACCGCACGGUGGCGUUCGCCAGCACCUUCGCGGCCUUCUUCUCGCGCGCCUACGACCAGAUCCGCAUGGCCGCCAUCUCCCAGUCUAACGUCAACUUGGCCGGCUCCCACUGCGGCGUCUCAAUCGGUGAGGAUGGACCCUCUCAGAUGGCCUUGGAAGACCUGGCAAUGUUCCGUGCCAUCCCAACAUGCACCGUGUUCUACCCCAGUGACGGCGUAUCCACUGAGCGUGCUCUGGAGCUGUCCUCCAACACCAAGGGAAUCUGCUUCAUCCGCACCAGCCGCCCUGAGACAGCCGUUAUCUACCCACCAGACGAGAAGUUUGAGAUUGGACACGCAAAGGUGGUGCGCCAGUCCGACAGUGACCGCGUGACUGUGAUCGGAGCUGGAAUUACUUUGCAUGAAACACUCGCUGCUGCUGAGCAGCUGGCUGGAGAAGGAGUGAACAUCCGUGUGAUCGACCCCUUCACCAUCAAGCCCCUGGAUGCUCAGACCAUCGUGUCCAGUGCCAGGGCCACCGGCGGCAGGAUCAUCACCGUGGAGGAUCACUACAAAGAGGGUGGUCUGGGCGAGGCCGUGUUGGCAGCCGUGGCAGGCGAGCCGGGCAUUGUGGUGCAGAGCCUGUCGGUGAGCCGCGUGCCCCAGAGCGGCAAGCCGCAGGAGCUGCUGGACAUGUUUGGCAUCAGCGCCAAGAGCAUCGUGGCCGCAGUCAAGGGCACCUUCGCCAACUGAAGAAGCGGCAACGGACGACGGCCGGCAUCGUCAAGAAGACCUCAUCACCCACUCUGCUUCUCGUCCACUCUCUCUCUUUCUCUAUAUCAUGAAGUCCCUUCAACGUUGCGGUGCAUAGACUAACAAAUGAGAGCCUGGCUCCAACGCUCACUCACCAACCAACAAAGUCACUCACAGCAGCAGGUCAACCCCAACAGAUGUUUAGACUUGAGUUUAGAUAGUACCUGAUCACGCCUUUUUUGUUUUUUAUUACAUCGUCAAAACAUUCCUUUGUACUCUCAAUGGACUUAAGUUGUCUUAAUUUUCAGUUCUUAUUUGCUUUUGUAUUGUUUUGAAGACCUCACGAAAUACUGUAGGCAUUUCUUUGCCGUGAUUUUGUCUGUUUUUUCAGUCAUUCCACUUGAAGGUUCCUUUUGAAAAGCUUGACGCUGGGCUCAACAUCCUCAUGUCUGGCAAGGUGUAGUUAUCCAAACGAGGAAAAAAAAACAGUGCCCUUGUUUUCACAAGACAUUUCAUAAUGAAGGCUUAAUAUCUUGCCUCCCUUGCCCGUAUUACAGUAGUUAAAAUUCAUUGUGAAUUUUGAAAAUGAGCUGCAAUUGACUAAGUCCCGCAUGCCAUUCCAAUGUUUUCCCCUCAUUCCUUUUUGUAUGUCUGUCUGUCUUCUAAUAAUAACUUCAUGGAUGUUUUGUAAGUUGGCCUUGAUGCAUACUAUUUGUUCCCUGAGUAGUGUUUUUGUAGCGGAAAGACUUACUCGCAAACCUCUGUGUGAUGGUAAGACUGCAAUGAACAGUGGUGUACUGGGUCAAAUAAUACUUAACAUGCCAGAAAUGACUUGUGUUACUAACGAACGGUGCCUCAUCAGUUUGGAGAAGGGGAAAAAACUAGUUUGCACUGCCUUUGCUGUAAUAAAUAAAUACUGACUUGGUUGAAAUUCAA